AUGUCCACAAAUAUAAAUGAUAUCGAUAUUCAAAAAAAUCAUGAGGAAAACAGUGAUGAUAAUGAAAAGAAAAGACCUGAUCUACUUGAACAGCUAUACAAGAAAUUUAUUUCAGUCAUAGACCCAGGUGAAGAAGACCAGCACUUACUACAAUGCAUCCGCGAGCAUCAAUCCACACACAAAAUUUUCGAUCUUGAAUUAUUUGACGCACUUCGUACCGUCGUCAGCAGUACACCAAAAUACGCAUGUAUGCUCGCACUUUUAUACCAAUAUGGUGUUGGCACCAAGCAAGACAAUUACCGAAUGUACAAUUAUAAUAAAAUAGCAGCCAACAACGGCGACUUAUUUGGAAUGAACCAACUCGGCUGUGCGCGGGGUGGAAUCGUUGCUUCGCAGUAUAAUUUGGCGAGGUUUUAUCGAUAUGGUGUGGGCUUUAAUCGUGAUUUGCAUGAAGCUAUAAAGUGGUAUCGGAGGUCGGUGAUGCAGGGAGAUGAGUAUUGUAUGAUUGAAUUGGAUGAGUUGCUACAGAAGGUGUAUUAUAUUUAG
Molecule: messenger RNA, 546 nt
Organism: Ambispora leptoticha
Lineage: Eukaryota; Fungi; Glomeromycota; Glomeromycetes; Archaeosporales; Ambisporaceae
Source: the annotation of a GenBank genome assembly